AUGUCUGGAUGUGAAGAAGUGAAUAGUUUUGGUGCCCUUGGCAGGCUGCCUGCCCUGCGUAUCCUUCUCUUGGGAUGUGCUGCUAUUACAGACGAGGGGUUGUGGGGUGUCAGUGCGAGUCGCAGUCUUGUGAAGAUUGUGCUCCAACACUGCAGGUACCUUGCAGAUGUGUCUCCUCUCGCAUCCAUCCGGACACUGGAAGAGGUGAAUAUGUCUGGAUGUGAAGAAGUGAAUAGUUUUGGUGCCCUUGGGAGGCUGCCUGUCCUGCGUGUGCUUGACUUGGGAUACACCGCUAUUACCGACGAGGAGUUGCGUUGCGUCAGUGGGAGUCGCAGUCUUGUGAAGAUUUUGCUCGAAUACUNCGUGAGCUUGACUUGGGAUACACCGCUAUUACCGACGAGGAGUUGCGUUGCGUCAGUGGGAGUCGCAGUCUUGUGA
Molecule: messenger RNA, 438 nt
Organism: Trypanosoma grayi
Lineage: Eukaryota; Euglenozoa; Kinetoplastea; Trypanosomatida; Trypanosomatidae
Product: leucine-rich repeat protein (LRRP)
Exons: 1
Coding region: 1-438 (145 amino acids)
Molecular function (GO): protein binding
Source: RefSeq, a predicted model, not a curated record